AUGUCGCUGGAAACUCCUCCAUCAAUCAAUUCACUUGUGCAUGAAGCAUACGAUGAGGUGGGAAAUCGUCUCCACAAACACCUCAAGGCGGUGCUCGAAGUGGAGAAUGAGUGCCAUAGAUUACGAGUUGAGGCUAACAAUGAUCCAAUCUUCAACGCGAUUGAGUUUCCCAAAAGCCAGUGCCUUGAAUUUAUCAUUUCCCAAGCCUACAAACAGCUUGGCAAACGGCUCGAGCUCAUCCUUCGUGAUCAACAUGACGCUCUCCGCAAUGUUGUUGAUGAAAAUACCAUUCGUGCUGAUGAUGUGUUUAAAGAACGCAUGAGAGAAACCAGAUUUUCGCUUAACCAAAACGGCGUGGUUCGUCAUUACCUCGGGUGGCUUGCACGAGCAUGGAAACACGCUGACAUCGCAAUCAACUGGCUCAAGAUUUCGUUUGAAGGGGCCAUUAAUGACGCCUGUCGACGCAGCCACGACGGAUGGAUUCUGGUCACUAAUGAUGGCAUUUAUGGAGGCCACUAUCUACAGGUGAUUCACCAAGCCGAGAUUGACCUUGACAUCUACAUCAAAGAAGCGAUUGCAACAAUGACUAGAGGUCAAAGAGAGACCUAUACGCAGUUUUUCAAAGAGUGUAUCACUGCUACUGAAGACAUGAUUUCUAAGCGUUAA
Diutina rugosa is the source of this 666-nucleotide messenger RNA. RefSeq lists its product as uncharacterized. NCBI's taxonomy places the organism in Eukaryota, Fungi, Ascomycota, Pichiomycetes, Serinales, Debaryomycetaceae. The transcript has a single exon. The coding region runs from base 1 to 666 and encodes 221 amino acids. The record is from RefSeq and is a predicted model, not a curated record.